Molecule: messenger RNA, 1975 nt
Organism: Alosa alosa (allis shad)
Lineage: Eukaryota; Metazoa; Chordata; Actinopteri; Clupeiformes; Clupeidae
Gene: nr5a5
Product: nuclear receptor subfamily 5, group A, member 5
Exons: 7
Coding region: 217-1863 (548 amino acids)
Biological process (GO): regulation of transcription by RNA polymerase II; tissue development; hormone-mediated signaling pathway
Cellular component (GO): RNA polymerase II transcription regulator complex
Molecular function (GO): zinc ion binding; RNA polymerase II cis-regulatory region sequence-specific DNA binding; nuclear receptor activity
Source: RefSeq, a predicted model, not a curated record
GCAGGAAGGAGUGCCAGCCAUGGGGCAGGUUUAUUACCCCCACUACGGAUCAAAGUCCGGGACGGGGGCCUCUGGCCAACACCGCUCUUUCUGUCGCUCGCUCGCUCUCUGUCCUCGUCCCAUUCAAGUCUCCUCCAUGGGCUGCUCUGGCUGUCAUGGACAUCGGCGUGAUUAGCGGCUCGGUGGUUUGACCCCCAACCCCAGCCCAGAUUCAACAUGAACAUCCCACACUACCAUCCAGAGCAGGCCCAGUCUAUGGGCCUUCAUGCCUUGGAUUACGCACCGGACCUCCGUACACUUGAGGGACCUUCAAUGUCCCAGGAGCCCAAGGUGGAGCCAGGCCAGCAGCCCAACCCUGAGGAAAGAUGUCCAGUGUGUGGGGACCGCGUGUCGGGCUAUCACUACGGUCUGCUCACCUGUGAGAGCUGCAAGGGCUUCUUCAAGCGUACGGUGCAGAACAACAAGCGCUACACAUGUGCGGAGAGACAGAGCUGCCCCAUGGAUCCUGCCCAGAGGAAGAGAUGCCCGUCCUGCCGCUUCCAGAAGUGCCUGGCUGUCGGCAUGAAGAGAGAGGCUGUGCGGGCAGACCGAAUGAGAGGAGGACGGAACAAGUUUGGCCCUUUGUACCGUCGGGACAGACAGCUGAAGCAACAGAGAGGCGUUUACAACCAGCACAACAACGCCCCCUACAGGAUUAAACUGGAAUCACAACCAACUCAGCUGACACCACUGGCCCAUGACUUUCACCGGCUGCCGGUGUCCAAUCCCGCACCCGCCGCACUACACCCGGACCCUUACCACCUCCCACAGCCACACACCCCCUGCAUGGCUCAGUCCGAGUUCCCCAUGCUGCUGGACUCUUCCAGGGAGAGAGUGCUGGCUCCCCCUGCCCACUCCUCUUACGCCAGCCUCUACCACCACCCCCAGUUUCAUGGGUGUCCCCUGGAGAAGAGGCCCGUCUCAUACAACUGCAACCCAGCAUGCAUGUCGCCUCCCACACUUCUGCCCAUCCUCACCCCUAUGUCGGGCACACCAGCGGGCACCCUGACACCAACCUCCACUCCGAGCUCCACGCCCACGCCCACGUCCACUCCCAGCACGCCCACGCCAGGCCCAGCCACUUCUCAUCCUCUGCCCUCGGAGGGCUUCCUGGACGGGCUGCUGCAGGGUGAGCCGGAUGAGGGCCAGCUGUGUGCGCGCGUGCUAGCCAGUCUGCAGAGGGAGCAGGCCAGCCGUGGCAAACACGACCGCCUCAACACUUUCAGCAUCAUGUGCAAGAUGGCCGACCAGACGCUGUUUGGACUUGUGGAGUGGGCCCGCAACAGUGACCUGUUCAAAGAGCUCAAGGUGGAGGAUCAGAUGGCACUGCUGCAGACCUGUUGGAGUGAGCUGCUGGUCCUGGAUCACCUGUGCAGACAGGUGGCCUAUGGGAAAGAGGGCUGCGUCUACCUGGUCACAGGACAACAGAUUGAUGUCUCAACCGUGUUCACUCAGGCUGGUGUCCCUCUGAGCAGUCUGGUAUCGCGGACUCAGGACCUCGUCUUCAAACUAAGAUCCCUGCAGCUAGACAGGCAGGAUUUUGUGUGUCUGAAGUACCUGGUUCUCUUCAACCCUGACGUGAAGUCGGUGCAGGACCGGGAGCAGGUGGAACGCACCCAGGAGCGAGUCAACCGGGCCUUGAUGGAGCACACGCUACGUGCGCAUCCCAGCCACUCGGACAAGUUCGGCCAGCUGCUCCUGCGGCUGCCUGAGGUGCGCAGCAUCAGCCUGCAAGUGGAGGAGUACCUGUACCAGCGCCACCUGCUGGGUGACCUGCCCUGCAACUCACUGCUCACCGAGAUGCUCCACGCCAAGCACAAUUAGAGCUACUCACCACUGCUACACACCCAGAGAUUGUCGUCCAUCUGGGGCCGUAUUCACAAAGCCUUUUAUCUUACCACUAGGAGUACUCCUAAAUCUCACUAAAAGAUUUUAA